AUGCUGAAAGAAGGAAAAAUCGUCAACAACCGCCAAAGAAACCGCGCAUUUGCGCAAGGUGCAAGUGGAGACGCAGCUGUACCUGAAGCGCUCCGUAACAUAUACCUAUUGUCGGAGCCACUCGCGAGCCUUUCAGCCGUGGCGAAAUACGAAGCCGACCUCGAUCAAGCCAUCGGGGCAUGUACGAAGGAGAAUGAUAAGAAGGAUCCGGAUCAUCCAUUAGCUUGUGGGAUAUUUGAUCUCACGAAGAGAAAGAAGGAUAUGAUGGAACAGAGGCUUUCAUCAAAUAUGGAUCACCAGAUAGCUCGUUGGUAUGGUGACAGGCAUGUUAAUAUUAAUAGGCUCUUAAUUUUACAAAUUGUGCCUGGACAUUACGAUGUAAAUACAGAAAUAGUCAGAAUAAUGCAGGCUGUAAUUGACUAUUAG
Molecule: messenger RNA, 426 nt
Organism: Paraglomus brasilianum
Lineage: Eukaryota; Fungi; Glomeromycota; Glomeromycetes; Paraglomerales; Paraglomeraceae
Source: the annotation of a GenBank genome assembly